Molecule: messenger RNA, 942 nt
Organism: Ostrinia nubilalis (European corn borer)
Lineage: Eukaryota; Metazoa; Arthropoda; Insecta; Lepidoptera; Crambidae
Exons: 3
Coding region: 82-414 (110 amino acids)
Source: RefSeq, a predicted model, not a curated record
CGUAACGCAGAGCUUACACAACCGUAGUACAUAUUAACGCGAUGCGCCGGCGCACACCACAGUGACACACCGGCUGCCGACAUGAUCUACAACAUCGCUUCGACUUUUGCUCUGCUGAUGGCAGCUGCGUGCGUGGCUUCGCCGGUGCCGGAGCCUGACCCUCACCACACACGUAUCAAGAUCCACGUCCCCCACGAGAUCCACACCCUCCACCACCACCACGUCGAGACCGUUCCGGUGAUCAAGACAGUUCCCGUCAUCAAGACCGUGCCAGUUUACAAAGAGGUUCACGUGGUCAAACCUGUCCCAGUCAUCAAGACCGUGGGCGUCCCAGUCUAUCAGACCGUGGCCGUUGAGAAGCCUGUCUUCAUACCCUACAAGGAACACGUCUCAGUAUCCCAUUCCUGGCAUUGAUUGAAAACACCUUCUUAGUUAGUACAUAAUAGGGUCACAAAUACCUUGACACGUUCGUAGCAUGUUAGGUUAGCGCAAAUCAACAAAUUUGUUUUGGCGAUAUUUUUUUGGAUCUUGUACAUUAGAAAAAGAUGUCUUACACAUAUUUAUUAUGUACAAAUAAGACUGAAAUUGAACGUGAAGCCAUGUAGAUACAAGUCAGCAAUAUUCUUCUGAUUUUUAAGUUCUGCCUUGUCAUCUUUAGUUUUUGAAACCACAUAGUUUCUAAGAUGUAAAUAAUAUUACGUUAUCUUUAUACUUUUUAACAUUGUUAUUAUCUAUUACUUAUAUGAAGUCCGUCGAAAAGUUAAUUGUUAUUUCGAUGGGAGAUUAUCACCAAAUUUAUUGGUACCUGCUUACGCAUAUUUCUAAAUGUACAUACUAUUGUAGCCACUCUACACUGUCGAAAAUGACACUGAGAGAGAAUCGAGUCGAAAAUUAUAUAAAUUGAAGUCAUACACAAACGAAAAGUACACAAUUGAAACCGAA